Caenorhabditis elegans is the source of this 1170-nucleotide messenger RNA. RefSeq names its product G-protein coupled receptors family 1 profile domain-containing protein (gene F55G11.1). The record is from RefSeq and is marked reviewed. The transcript is spliced from 7 exons. Lineage: Eukaryota; Metazoa; Nematoda; Chromadorea; Rhabditida; Rhabditidae. Bases 12 to 1025 code for a protein of 337 amino acids.
UUUCAGGAAUAAUGAAGGUUCCUCUAACUUCACUAGUAAUAAACUGGAGUAAAAUUGAGAAUGCUUGUCCAGAAUUCAUACCAAAUCACUGGGACCUUGUUUUGGCGACCAUUGCUGUUUUCGGUGUUGUGGCAAGCUUGAUUCUGAUUUGCAAUUUCAGAAAACAAAUGAAAGAAUCUGUAUUUUUGACAAAUCUAGCGGAAUUGGACUUUGGAUUCUGCCUGCUUUAUCUCUGGAUGUAUUUCUUCUCAAGCGGGGCAGUGUAUUUCAAAAAUAAAACAAUGGUAGAACUGCGCGUUUAUUUUCAAGUUGAAGACCAAAUUGUCAAAGAUUUUUUCGAGACGGCCAUCGUUCUUCUCAUGUUCUUUAUUAUCCUCGAAAAGUUCCUUUGGACGUGUUCUUCAAGAACUCGCCAAAUUUUUAGAGUAGUUACAAUUGGGAAAAAUAAAUAUUGGUUGGCAUUGAUUGGUUGUAUAGGAUAUUCUGUGCUCUCUGCGUUUAUCCAGUCUCGUAGUCUUUUGCAAUACGGCGAGGUUCCAUUCUGCGAUUUGCUGUUUCGCCCAGUUGGAGCAGACACUCCCUUUCUCCGUGUUCCUCGAGAGUAUGUGCUUCCGUGGGUCCCAAUAAUUGCCGUUAUUCUGACUUUCAUAUUUGCAUUGAUCACAUUGUGCAGAAUAUCACGUGUUGGUGAGGGAGAGAAACCUUUGAAUCAGGAAGAAGUGGAUCUGGCAAAUGUUGCAGCAGAGACUCCUAGACUAACAACUGGUAAAAUCAAGAGAUCGAUAAUCUGCAUGCUCGCUGUCUACUUCACAUUUCUUGUUCAUGCAUUCUGUUUCUAUGUCUACAUAAGCCCUUUUACGACGAACAUUAACUCAGAGACCAGAAAUACUAGAAUCCUAAGAAACUGGUCAUUUGAUUUCAUGAACGUCGUAUUUGCUGGAUCUAGAAUUAUCGUCUAUUAUGUAUUUUGUCGUAACCAAAUGGUUGUGGAAUUUGCACCAAAUGCUCUACAAAAUGCUGCAUAAUUAAUUUUAAUCAUUAAAUAAGCUUUUUAACGUGAGAAAAUGAUGCAAAACUGCACAAAAGCUUUUGAACUAUUUAUUAUCGUUUUUUAUAUGUUGUUACCAUCCGUUCUUUCCAGCUUUCUUAUAAAACUUUCUACAACUGAAC